Nematocida homosporus is the source of this 438-nucleotide messenger RNA. RefSeq lists its product as uncharacterized. The record is from RefSeq and is a predicted model, not a curated record. NCBI's taxonomy places the organism in Eukaryota, Fungi, Microsporidia. The annotation marks the transcript as partial. The transcript has a single exon.
AUGCGCCCGCUUUCAGAUACAGAUAUUGUUGUUUAUGACCAGAAAUUGUACUCUGUGAAUACGCCCACUAAAUAUCUUAACGCCUCAAAACUGAACUUGGUUGAAAAUGGUACGUAUUUAAAAGUGUUUGAUAAACUUAUCAGUAUUAAGGCUCGUGGACUUGCUUUAAUUGGAUCAUUUAGAAACCGGGAGCACUUUGCUACUCUGUUACUGCGGCUGAUUGCUGUGGCUACUAUUGAGGAACUAUACUUGAACAUUACAAAUCCUUUGAACCAUUGCGUUCUCUCUGAUCAGAUUGAAAUUUACCCCGAAGUUAGUGUCGAUCUUCAUGUUGAUAAGCCUGCAGUUAAACUAGUUAUAUGCGGUGGCAUGGCCUUUAUGUGCCCAUUUUUAAGUCGUAUCUACAGCAUUGCUCCAGUUAAGACUUUGCAUAUUAGU